Musca domestica (house fly) is the source of this 984-nucleotide messenger RNA. RefSeq names its product ryncolin-2. NCBI's taxonomy places the organism in Eukaryota, Metazoa, Arthropoda, Insecta, Diptera, Muscidae. The record is from RefSeq and is a predicted model, not a curated record. Bases 33 to 860 code for a protein of 275 amino acids. The transcript is spliced from 5 exons.
UUGAGUGUGUGGUAUAGCUCAGUUUCAAUAUAAUGUUUGCGCGGAACAGAACAAUGAAAAUCGUUUUGCUGAUAUUUGCAAUAGCACACUUCGCAAAUGCUGAGUACGACAAUAACAACAAUAGUUCGACAAAAGCUUAUUUGGAUCUAAACAAUGCGGAGGACAAUGUGAUUUUGUGGAAAAAUUUGUUCAUCAAAUUGAAUGACAUUUUGGAUAAAACCCAGAAAUUGGAUACAAAAUUUGAAGAGUUAUCGGAAAGAUUGGAAGUUUUAAAUAAAAGGGUAAAUACUCUCGACAAUGAUUUGAAAACAUUCUGUCCGAACAACCAAAAUUGGAUUACAAUACAACGGCGCCAGGAUGCUUCGGUGUCAUUCAAUCGUUCGUGGGAAGAAUACGGCCUGGGUUUUGGCGAUGCCAACGGCAAUUACUUCAUGGGUCUUCAACGCAUCUAUGAAAUGACAAAUUUUGCGGGGCCACAAGAAUUGCUGAUAAUUUUAAAAGAUUUUGGCGGCGAUACACGCUAUGCCAAGUACGAUCGGUUUCGCAUUGGCAGUGAAGAGGAAAAAUAUGCCCUAUUAGAGGUGGGCAACUAUAGUGGAAAUGCUGGAAAUAAUUUCAAAAUACACGAAGGACAUCCAUUUACCACUUUCGACCGAGAUAAUGAUAAUAAUCCCGAUAGGAAUAAUGCUGUGGUUUUUGCCGGUGGUUGGUGGUUCUUUGGUUUGGGUUAUCAUGGUUACCUAAAUGGUCCAUACCGGCAGCAGCAUGAAUCGAAUACUUGGGGAAUAAGCUGGCAUGAGUUUCGUUUAUGGAAUGGUUCCCUGAAAUAUGCCGAAAUGUUAAUUCGCCGGAAAUGUUAAAUAGAUAUAGUGGCUUAUAGCUUAUUUCAACCUCCACCUAUUCUUAAUGUUUAGCUGGAUAUUGGUUCUAAAUAAAUUGAAAUAUUUAAUAAAAAAUAAAUAAAUUGGCGCUUAUAGAAUAAUA